Messenger RNA from Vicia faba (fava bean), 1392 nucleotides. Lineage: Eukaryota; Viridiplantae; Streptophyta; Magnoliopsida; Fabales; Fabaceae. The record is from the annotation of a GenBank genome assembly.
AUGGAAAAGAAACAGGGUUUCUUCUCUGCACUCAAAGACGAAGUAGUUCGCGGCCUUUCACCUUCCCGUUCUCGUUCCCGGUCCACCAGUCCCGCCCGAACCGGUUCACCCAUGUCCGGUCUAUUCAACCGCAAGAAACAUCACGCGAACCAUAACCCGGACGCAAGAUCCGGGGGUUUAAGGCCGUUAGGCGAGACCCUAACGCCGUUAAUUGAAGGACCCGAUUCAGAAAACGGGGAUCUAAAGCGAAUCGGGUCGGGUCUCGGUAACUGGAUGAAGGAUCAACUCUCUCGUGCUCCGUCGGUUUCGUAUAAGAGGUCUGAUCUGAGACUCCUGCUCGGUGUAAUGGCUGCUCCAUUGGCUCCGUUUCAUGUUUGCUCCACUGACCCGCUUCCUCAUCUCAGCAUCAAGGAUACUCCAAUCGAAACAUCGUCUGCUCAGUACAUAUUGCAGCAGUACAUAGCGGCAUCUGGGGGGCAGAAAUUGCAGAGUUCGAUACGAAAUGCAUAUGCUAUGGGGAAGGUUAAAAUGGUAGCGUCUGAAUUUGAAACUGCGACUAGGGUGGUUAAGAAUCGGAAUGCUUCUAGGUGUGCGGAGUCUGGUGGAUUUGUGCUAUGGCAGAUGAAUCCUGAUAUGUGGUAUGUGGAGCUUUCGGUUGGGGGAAGCAAGGUUCAUGCUGGAUGCAAUGGGAAGCUUGUUUGGAGGCAUACUCCUUGGCUUGGUGCUCACACGGCAAAGGGACCUGUGAGGCCUUUGCGCCGUGCACUUCAGGGUCUUGAUCCUAGAACCACUGCCAGCAUGUUUGCUGAUGCUAGAUGCAUUGGAGAGAAGAAUAUCAAUGGAGAGGAUUGCUUCAUACUUAAGCUCUGUACUGAUCCUGAAACAUUGAAGGCUCGGAGCGAGGGUCCAGCUGAGAUUAUAAGACAUGUCUUAUUUGGCUACUUUAGCCAGAAAACUGGACUACUGGUUCACAUUGAGGAUUCUCAUCUGACCCGCAUCCAAUCUAAUGGAGGUGAUGCGGUUUAUUGGGAAACCACGAUCAAUUCAUUCCUUGAUGAUUACAGGCCUGUGGAGGGGAUCAUGAUUGCACACUCAGGGCAUUCUGUGGUGACUCUUUUCAGGUUUGGGGAGAUGGCCAUGAGCCAUACCAAAACGAAAAUGGAAGAAGCCUGGACAAUCGAAGAGGUUGCAUUCAAUGUUCCAGGUCUCUCGUUAGAUUGCUUCAUUCCCCCAGCCGAUUUGAAGACAGGUUCUGUCAGUGAAGCUUGUGAACUUCCUCAGGAUGAAAGAGGAAAGAACUCACUUGGAGGAGUACAUCGGACCAAAGUUGUUGCACUGGAGAAAUCACACGAGUGCAGCAUUGACAAGAUGAUGUGGAAGAUGGAAAUCUAA